Seminavis robusta is the source of this 1236-nucleotide messenger RNA. The record is from the annotation of a GenBank genome assembly. NCBI's taxonomy places the organism in Eukaryota, Bacillariophyta, Bacillariophyceae, Naviculales, Naviculaceae.
AUGACAGUCAAUGACGAUGACUUUGGGUGCUUCGGUAGCGACUCGGAAGAGUCGGAGGUGUCGUCGCAAGAGAGCGUCAAUCCACCAACAGGCAGCAGCAGCAGCGACGAUGAGCAACGCCGACGACUACUAGAAGAUGCACAUAUGCGACAAAUGGCAACGGAUGCUGCUGCAGCAGCUCAUCGCAAUCGGCGACCUGUGAUCAGUCCCGAUUUUGAAGUCUUUGACACGAGUACUGCUGCCAAUAGCAAUAACGACUGUAAUAGAGGCAUGGGGUUGCGGUCCCUGCGAAAAUAUUCCUGCGGAGACGAGAUUUUGAGAGAGCACGCCGUCAUGAGAGUUCCAAACCAGCAGGCCGCUGUCAGCCUGGAAGAAGCGAAAGCCAUGCAUAGUGUGGCAGUCCAUCAGUCGUUUGACCGGUUGUCCGCCGAAACGAAACAAUUCGUUCUAGAAUUGGCGAAUAGUUAUCCAUCGACAACAACGACACAAGCAGUGGAACAACCUGGUCAGCAAGAAAUAGUGGGAGUGUAUCAGACAAACAGCUUUCGAUUGGGAGAAGAAGAAAGCAAUAAUUGCGGAGGCUUGUUUCUAACGAUUUGUCGCAUCAACCAUUCCUGCCGGCCCAAUGCAAAUCAUAGUUGGAGAGCCGAUCUGCAAGCAAAGACCGUAUAUGCCACACAAGACAUUGAUGUAGGGGAAGAGAUCUGUAUCACGUACGGGACAUCGGGAGAGUGCCUUGACACGGCCGGACGACGGGCAUAUCUCAGCGAACGCUUCUCUUUUGAGUGUGGGUGUCACAUGUGCACCGAAAGCGACCCGCAGGGCAACAAUGACGGCGACAGACGCAUGAAUGAGUUGAAUUCGAGACAGCAGGAAAUACCCCUCUUGUUGGCGACGGCAGCAGCAGCGUCGUCCGAUACAGACGAAGCGGGUGGUGGAGAAACGGCAGAACGUGUCCUUGAGUCUGUGGAAAGAUGUUUGCUUCUCUUGAGAGAGCAAGGGUUCGGGACCACUGCAGGAGGAGAAUACGUAAAGCCAAUCCUUCACUACGGGUACCAGGCGUGUCUAUUGCUGAGACGGGAUUCUAGAGGACGCUUGCUAGAAGAAUCGGAACGACGAGCACGCUCCUAUCUGAAUCAAGAGCUGUUGGCUACGAAAAAUGGAGAAGGUAUCGAAAGCCCAAAUGUGCUCAAGUUACAGGAUUUGAUUAAUUCAAUCCCGGUGACAGUGAGAUGA